AUGGUUUCCUUAUCUCCUAUAUUGUUCAUACUAGCAACUGAGGUCCUUGGAAGAGCUUUGGAUACUUUGUUUUAUAAUCCAAAAUUUAUUGAAUUUAGAAUGCCCAAAUGGGGUCACAACAUCAACUACUUCUCAUAUGCUGAAAAUACAAUCAUCUUUAGCUCAUCACACUAUGGGGCUAUACAAUUAAUCAUGAAUGUGUUGGAGGAGUGUGAGGCAACUUCUAGGCAGAAGAUCAACAAGGAGAAAUCAUCAUUCUAUAUGCAUGAAAAUGCACCUCCUGAUGAAGCUAAUACAGUGCACCUGAUUACCAACUUUCUGAGGCAUCCCUUCCCUUUUACCUACCUUGGAUGCCCUAUGUUUUAUAGUAGAAGGCAUAAGAAUUUCUUUAAGGACAUUAUCUUCAAAGUGCAGGAAAGGCUUCAAUCAUGGAAGGACAAGCUACUAUCUAUUGGUGGAAGGGCAAUAUUGAUUGCACAUCUGCUUGAAAGCAUUUCAAUCCAUUUCUUAUCGGCUGUCAAUCUACCUCCCUAUGUGAUUGCUUAA
Molecule: messenger RNA, 546 nt
Organism: Nicotiana attenuata
Lineage: Eukaryota; Viridiplantae; Streptophyta; Magnoliopsida; Solanales; Solanaceae
Exons: 1
Coding region: 1-546 (181 amino acids)
Source: RefSeq, a predicted model, not a curated record